GCCAGUCAGUCAGUGUCUGUUGUGCCCGGCUGACUGCUCGUCCUCGUCGCUUCCAACGUCAUCAUCCACUGUUCGCAUCUGAAAUAUCUACAGUCAACUUGUAAGGCUUGAUUCUUACAAUCCGUGAGUGUGCUGCAGACUUGAAUUGAUAGACACGUUGAGAAGAAAAUAACGUCUUUUGACAAAACAGUUUAAGAAUGACGGUGAAGUGUCUGUGAAUGCAGUGAGUAGGUGUUUGUCACACCGAGCGGUCAGUUGGGUAGUGUGAGCGGACGUAAGAUGCCGUCCUCCCAGCACGACCGCAAGCCACUGAAUGUUUCUGUAGCUUCUAUAGUAGGUUAUGUUGGUGUUACCUUCGGCACCUUAGCAGUGAGUGAUGUCACAAGUGCGGUGGACAAGCGACAGUGAAGAGGCGGACCAGGAAACCGACGAAGAACCAUCUGACCGACAGUUGACGUUAGUUGUGUGUGUGGUGUGGUCGUGCAUUAUAGUGAAGAGGUUAAAAUGACCGUAUCAAAUUUCUAGCUUAUUUGCCGUCCUUCUCAACACCCCUCGUCGUCUCAGCGCUUGGCGUUUCGGCCGUGAACAUCACCUGGUGCCACAGUUCCGGAGUCGAGCAAUGCCACGAAGGAAGCAGGAUUGCCCCAAGCGAAUGAAAUGGGAAGGAGGGGAAGGCGGUGAGGAGGGUGGACCACCAGACAGUCCUGGCAGCAAGCUGGCAGGGGAUGACGCUUCAUCUGAACCUGUGUCCCCCACUUCAGCGACAGCAGCAGAUUCACCAGGCGGCCUCCAGGAAGACGUUGUCGAUGGAACAGGCUCCGUGAAUUCACCAGUUCCUACUGCUCCAGCGUCUCCAGCGACUUCUUCACCAAUGGUUGUCGACGGACACGAAACAGAACCAGAAGUGGCAAUAACUAUGUUGCAAGACCCACUAGCUGUGAGGGAGACCCCCGGCUCCCGCUGUCCGUCCCGCGAGUCGCGGGGCUCCUCCGUGCCGCCCCGCUGUCCGUCGCGCGAGUCCCUCAGCGCCGCAGUAACGGCUCCAGUCACCACCACCACGGCGCCGUCAGCUUCUGUCAGCCCGGUGGCCGUGACGCUGCCGCCCACUGCCGCACUUCUUCCUCCUCAUUCCGCGGCCAUCGCCGCCUACCUCGGUGUUGCAGCCGCAGCCCAGCAUUCGCAUCACAGGCUCCUCAUGACCUCUCCAGUCCUCCCCCGUGGUUCUGUCUCGCCUCUCGUUUCCUCAUCUUCCUCUCCCCCUAUCUUACCGCUACCCAGUAACAUAGUGAUGUCCCCACCACCUCCACCGCUCCGAUCACCGAUGGAAACAGAUUCUGCCGUCCUGGACUUCAGCACAAAGAAGUUGCAAGGUGGCGGGAAGACGAUUCCAGCGAGAGACGAAGGAGACUCUGAUUCUGCCUUGAAUCUCAUCAAACCAACCACUCCAGUCCUUCCAUCGGAAUCACAUCUCAAUGGCCCUUUAGAUCUGUCUGUACCUAGCAGGAAGCGAGGCAUCGAGGACUCGUCUUCCGCCUCGUUAUCAGUAUCUUCACUGUCUCCUAGUCCUCACGCAACAUCCCGCAAGAAUACCCGCCUAUCGUCAGAUUUCAAAGCAUCUGUGGUGUCUCCUUGGACAUCUCCUGUAGUUGCAUCGCAUUUCCCGUACUUUGCCGCAGCGGUUGCAGCAAGUAUGUCGCCUAAGAACAACUCCACGAACAUGAACCACGGUUCGGGAGAAAACCCGAUUUGGAACGGCAAAAUGAAAAUGCACGAGAAGCAGGGAUCUCAUUACGGGGGCGUUCCUACUCCAAGCGACGCGACUAAGGCACUGGAGAAGAUGAGCGAAUUGAGCAAACUGGGAGGCGAUGACAUGUUCCGGCCGUCUGUGAACAGUGCAGUUCCAGGAAGCGGGGGCAGCACAAGUGGCAGACACAGUGCGUGGCAAUCGCACUGGCUCAACAAGGGUGCGGACCAGGCGAAAGACGUUCUGAAAUGUGUGUGGUGUAAGCAGAGUUUCCCCAGCCUUGCUGCCAUGACAGCGCACAUGAAGGAAGCCAAACACUGUGGCGUCAACGUCCCUGCACCAUCUAUUCAACCCCCACCGCCUCCGCCCCCUCAGCAUCCACCGACAUCCACAGCGUCUAUAUCUACCAACAGCGGUGGCGCCAGUAUCGGGCCUCCCACUACCACCAGCAACAAGCCCACCACCGCUGACCUCAAUUUGCUCAUUAAGGAGACAAUGCCGUUGCCUAGGAAACUAGUCCGAGGCCAGGACGUUUGGCUGGGAAAGGGCGCAGAGCAGACACGUCAGAUACUGAAAUGUAUGUGGUGUGGGCAAAGCUUCCGGUCCCUGGCCGAGAUGACGAGUCACAUGCAGCAAACUCAGCACUACACGAACAUCAUCUCACAAGAACAAAUUAUCUCCUGGAAGUCAUCGGAUGACAGCAAGACUGGAGGAGGACCUGGGAGUGGCGCUGCUGCUGGAGGUGUGGGGGGUGCUAGUAGUCACGUGAGUGCUGUCCUCACGUGCAAAGUGUGCGAUCAGGCGUUCAGUUCGCUCAAAGAGUUAAGCAAUCACAUGGUGAAGAAUUCUCAUUACAAGGAACACAUUAUGAGGUCCAUCACUGAAAGCGGAGGAAGACGAAGGCAGACUCGAGAGAAACGUAAGAAGUCUCUUCCAGUGAGGAAGCUGCUGGAGUUGGAGCGCGCACAGCAUGAACUGAAGAACGGAGAGGGUGGCAUGAUAAUCGGGGGGAAGGUCGUCCGGGACUCGGCGCCAGCGGCUGGUCGAAUCACAUGUGAGAAGUGUGGUGAGAAGAUCGAAACGUCCAUCUUCGUGGAACAUAUUCGACAAUGUGUAGGCGGCGGAAGCAUCGGUAGCAACCAGAGAAACCUUCUGAAGAACGCCCUUCUGUCCAGUAACGUCCUUCCGUCAGAUGUUCCUGUCAUAAUGGGACAGCACAUAGCAGACCGAGAAAGCAGAAAAAGUAUAAGUGAGGAGGCCCCACCACCUGCAGGACGACAGCAUCGGUCACCGUCUCUGGCUACGGACUUGUCUAGUGGUAGUAAAGAAGCCGGUACGGGCGGGACGAUAGCCGGAGGUGACACGUCGUCACCGUCGGUCCUCAAUGCAAUCGAGAAGCUGAUAGAGAAAAGCUUCGAUUCCAGGACGCGGCACAGUGGCACUGGAUAUGGCGGUGGUCCUGGUGGUGUGGGGUCUGCCCCCAUGGGUUCCAGCAUACUAAAACGAUUGGGUAUCGACGAAAGCGUGGAUUAUACGAAGCCGUUGGUAGAUGCACAGACCAUGAAUAUUCUGAGGAGCUAUCACCAUCACCACCACAACCAACAACAUCAUUAUAGUAGAAGAGAACGGAGUGGAAGCGAGUCUAGUUCUGUCUCAGAUAGAGGUGGUGGCGGUGGUCGAACAGAGGCUCUGACCCCGGACCGCAAAUCGGAUUUAACUACUGCUGAAAGGUUGAUGAGCUCCACACCCAGGACCACGCCAGAGAAAGGAAUUCAAACUCCACCAUCGGCGAAAAUAAUUUGCCAUGACGAGUCAGUAAAUGAAGAUUUGAUAAAGAAGGAGGCGGUCGUGGAGGAGGGUAGAGAGGAUUGUAGGAAAAUCGGUCGUAGAGAGGUGAUAGUGAAGAAGGAGGAAAUUGAGGACGGAGACGAGGAUGAUGAUGACAAGGGAAGCUUCCACAGCAACAGUCGACAGAGGAGGGUGCCGACAGAGGACGUGCCUCUGACACCUGCCAGUGGCGGUGAGGAGGGUGAGGAAGGCGCGGACAGGAGGAGCACUAACAGUGUGUCCAGUCCUGUGUUAAGUCCACGGCAAGCCACACCGCUCACCCCGUCAGGUGCGGAGACAGCAGUGGCCGUCCCGAACAGCCCUUGCCGGAACAGCACCAGCAGUCCAGCCAGCAGCGACCGCUCAGGAACCCCGCGCAGCACCGCCGGUACUGACAAGAAGCCUUCUGCAGCCAGCGGCACCAGCCUCGGUGCACUGUCGUCCAUGUUUGACAGUCUAUCUGGGGGCCCUGGAGGCGGGGACUCAGUUCCCAGUGCGGGCAGGAGCACCAGUAGUCACCCUCUGGCUGCAUUGCAGAAACUCUGCGACAAGACUGAAAGGCACGGGGGCAGCGGGAGCCGGUCUUGUGCUUCUGCCAGCGCAGGCGUUAGCAACAAUCAUUCCUCUUCGUCGGGGUCGGCGCCCACUCAGAGCAGUGGUGGGGGUGGAGGGGGCGGUGGCACGGCGCCGGGGGCCAUCCUCGCCUUCAGUUGGGCAUGUAAUGAUGCCGUGAUGACUGGUGACUCGGUAAUGAAGUGCGCGUUCUGUGAUACACCCUUCAUCUCCAAAGGUGCGUACCGACACCAUCUCUCCAAGAUGCAUUUUGUUAAGGAUGGGGUCAUUCCAGACCCCGUGGCACUGAAGGCUCAGCAGCAGCAGCAACCUGGUGGCAGUUCCAGUGGCUCGUCCUCCAGUGCUAGCAAAGCAGCGAUGGGGGUAGGUAGCAACUCGUCAGUGUCUGCCGGAGCUAACAGUGUCGGCAGCGCCUCCGGUUCGAGUAGCGGCAAGAGUCCACAAGAGCAAGCGAACUUUGAAGAGAGUCCUCACUCGAAGUUUCUGAAGUACACGGAACUAGCCAAACAGUUGUCCAGCAAAUACGUAUAGCUGUAGAUUGUCUGCCUGUGUGUACAUAUUCGUUAAUAACAGGGAGAUUCAACACGAGAGACCUAAUGUGAAUGCUCCUAUGCGGAUUUGUAAAUUAUUUGUUCCCAGUUGUAAUUUCCUCUUUCAUGUCCCAGUAGAUCUUGUAAAAAGCCCUGUCCUCUCCUUUCUCUUGCUGUUGGUGUUCUAAAAUUGUAAUUUAUGAAUCUUAGUAUUAAAAAAUGAACCUGCUCGAUGAUUCGGUUGCAUAGCAACCGUUUCUAUUCGUGCACAGUACAAUGUGAUGCUACCAUAUCUUGCAAGCGCGAAAAAUCUUAAGUUAAGAGUAAUAAUAUUCUAUUAGGAUACGGUAUGUAUAGAAUUAAAUAUUUGAAGGAAUUUGGUAGAAACAUGAGACACUAUCGAUUUGUAUUUGUGUCGCCGUUACUUUUAAAAUUAUAUAGAAUUGUGAUGAAAUCUGUAAGAACUGUCUUGAACAAAGUUCUUACUGACUGGGUCAUGUUCUCCUCCUUCCAACGAACAGCCUAUUUAUUACACGUCACAAUUAAAUUGCUCAUGUGAUUUCCGGGCACGUUUAAGCCGUAUGGUGCAUAUUGAGUGUAUAUAGACGUGGUAUGAACGGAUACAUGCAAAAAUGUGACAGAGAAAUAUUUAAAAACACUAUUUCUCUUUUAAAAAUUUUAAAAAAAGUAUUUUACCUGAAUCUGCAAAAUAUGGAUUGUCAGUAAGUAUUCAAAAUGGGAUAAAACUGAGAUUACAGUCUUAAAGUAAUGGCAUAGCAUAAAACAAGACAUUCGUAUACGUAUGUAUAAUACCCAAUUCUUCCUUCUCUGAUUAAAUAAAGGAAAUUAAUUAAUCUCUCAAGUUUAUGUAUUUAAAAUGAGAAUAUGCAAGAAAUGAAAAACAAAUGUAUACGCUAGCUCGAGUACUGAAGCUGAAGCUCCCGUUAUUUUGUUAACUGUUUAUAUUUCUUUCCUUGUCUCUUUUUUCAUGGUAAAGAAACGCUCAAGCAUUUUGCCUACACAGUUAGGGGUGUACAAAGUCUCCCAUAAUUUCAGAAGAAGUUUGCAAAGUAGUAUGACUUAAUAAAUCUAUGAGGUUACAAUAAUUUAAUAAAUAUGAUAAACACAUUAUAAUUUAUACAUUUCAUCCAUGGCCAAAUUCAUUUGAUGAAAUCUCCAUUGUGCCACAACACAUUCUUUAUAAAUAAAUGCUGUAAUAAAUAUUUACAAAUCUA
Messenger RNA from Zootermopsis nevadensis, 5909 nucleotides. RefSeq names its product zinc finger domain-containing protein tiptop (gene tio). Lineage: Eukaryota; Metazoa; Arthropoda; Insecta; Blattodea; Termopsidae. Gene Ontology annotation, biological process: regulation of transcription by RNA polymerase II. Gene Ontology annotation, cellular component: nucleus. The record is from RefSeq and is a predicted model, not a curated record. Gene Ontology annotation, molecular function: DNA-binding transcription factor activity, RNA polymerase II-specific; DNA binding.